AAUAACACAAAUGGAAGCUACCACUUUAUUCACCUUGUCCUUCCUUUUCCUUUUCUUCACAACAAAUUAUGGAGUGUACGCCAGUCGUGGUAUCUCCAUCCUUGAUAAGGAACCUCCUGCAGUUCUUGACUUAAAUGGAAACGAACUCCAAAAGGGUCAAGAUUAUUACUUAUUGCCUUCGAUACUGUUGCCUUUUCUAUAUACCGCCGCCAUUAUCCCAGGUAUAUAUCGUCCUGGAACUACCUGGCUUCAACUUGAAAUUGAAGUAUUUACUUAUGGGAUAAAAGGUCUUCCAGUAACAUUUUCACCCACUAAUCUCAACGAAGAUGCAUCGAUUCACGUGUCCACUUAUCUCAACAUCAAGUACUCUAAUGAACUACCACCAGUAUUCGGAGAGUCACCGGUGUGGAAGGUGCUGGAAGGAUUUGAACCGUUUGUGACUCUUGGUGGAGCGGAGGAAGAUAGAAGCAGUUGGUUCAAGAUCGACAAAGCUUCGGAAAUAGAUAAUCGUACCUACAAGCUUGUUUCUAGCUCUGGUCGAGAUGUUGGGAUCUCAAACAGAACCUAUGGAACAAAGCGUUUAGCUUUGGCUGAUGAAGCAUUAAGCUUUUAUUUCAAACCCGCAAAAGAUGGACUUGCAACUUCAAAAUGAAGCUUUUAAAAUAAAUUACAAAAAUGAAAGUUUACUUCUUCCAAGCAGUACUAAUGCAUCUAAUAUCAAUAGAUUUAGAUGCUGAUGUACACACAAAUAGUAUUAUAAAUAAGGAAGAAGAAGAUCCUUUGUGUGUUUGUAUCGUUUCGUUAUGAAUCUUAAUGAGAAAUGGUAUUAUAUGCUCUUAA
Molecule: messenger RNA, 840 nt
Organism: Morus notabilis
Lineage: Eukaryota; Viridiplantae; Streptophyta; Magnoliopsida; Rosales; Moraceae
Product: miraculin
Exons: 1
Coding region: 11-652 (213 amino acids)
Molecular function (GO): endopeptidase inhibitor activity
Source: RefSeq, a predicted model, not a curated record